Messenger RNA from Triticum aestivum (bread wheat), 3179 nucleotides. RefSeq lists its product as uncharacterized. The record is from RefSeq and is a predicted model, not a curated record. The transcript is spliced from 5 exons. NCBI's taxonomy places the organism in Eukaryota, Viridiplantae, Streptophyta, Magnoliopsida, Poales, Poaceae. Bases 1120 to 1899 code for a protein of 259 amino acids.
GUCCGGAGGCCUUUGACGACGGCGCUGUGCUGCGUGGAUGUGAUGGGUCAGUCUCGCCGUCGAACCCCAUCCCCCGUGCUCGCGACCGCACGCUAGCCGCCGCCCCAUCUUCGUCUGCUCCGGUGCUCCCCUUCCAACUCCGACGCCAAGGAAGCGAGGGCUUCCCGUCGGCCGCUCGCUCGUAGCCUGUACCCGUCCAGCGCGCUUGGAGAAGGAAGUUUGGCGAGGGUUUCGUCGGCGGGCACGCGGUGGGCGGAGGACUUCGGAUCUGCCAGCACCCAGUAACGGAGGAGUCCUCCCGCUCUCCCUCUUCCCCGCGGUUGCCGGCGGCCGGCGCUUCCGGCUGUCGCGAAUUGAGUGCCCGCCACCUGUUCGACGGAAUGCUCGAGAUGGCUGCUGCGAGUGACCGAGACCCUUUUGGAGACCUCCCUGGAGAGCUCCAAUGGCGUGUCCUGUCCUUCCUGCCGGCGGACAAUGCCCUGCAGACCUGCGUGCUGGACACCCGCUGGCGCGACCUCUGGAGGCACGCGACCAGCCUGCUAUUUGUCUUCGACGGGCCAACCUUCCCGCGAUACAACCGUUCGAUUUGAGAUCGAUGCCUAUCCCGACGAUGAGCCAGAGGACACGUUCACAAACACCAGGCUGUUGAUUGACUACGCUCUAGCAUGCAAAGCUGAGGAGCUCGUGGUAAGAGCUGCUGAUGUUCAAUAUGACCAACCAGUGUUCGAUGUGCCUCUCAGUCUCAUCUCCCAACACCUCAGGACCAUACACCUUGAACGGGUGAACCUUGACUGCUCUGACCUGAAGUUCUCAGGCUGCCCAGUCUUAGAGGAUCUAAGGGCGUGUACAAUGGUGGCAUAUGGAUACAUAUGCCCCAUAACAAAAAGUAAUUUGAGGCAUCUACGUUUAUUUUUUCUCCUUAAUGCAAGCUACCAUUAAUGGGCCUCAUUAAAAAAUAGAAAAAUAAAGACUCUAGUACACAUGCAUCUCUACUUUUUACUCUAACCUUUUCAGCUUUUGUUGCCGGACCACACAUUUUCUCUUCAAGCACCCGCCUCCUGGAGAGGAUCCCGCUUUCCUAUCCGAACCUACUUUACGUCAUAUCUGAUCCUACAUAUCAUGCGAGGCAUCACCUUGAGGCUAUGCAUUGUACAUGCCCUAACAAUUCAAUUCUGCAAUAUCCAUGCACGCAAGAUGUCAUCCAAAUCAGUAAAGCGCCUAUACAUCAUCGACUGUUGUUCUUUACCUGACAUCAUGCGCCUUCGGAUUUGUGCCCCGAGUCUUAUCUCACUGCAGCUAGAGGAUUUUGAAGGCUUGACACCUUUUCUUGAAAACAUGCCAUUGCUACAAACAACUCAUGUUAACCUUGAUGAUGGAUGCCAUGAUCAUUGUCGUAGUAAUCGGGGGGUUUGUGAUAAUUUUGUCUGUGGUUGUCAUACUUAUCCUGUCAAGGAGGGGGUGCUUCUCAAUGGUUUGUCCAAUGCUGCCAAGUUGGACUUGAUAGCUUUACCUAAAAUGUUUCUCUACAGAUGGGAUUUGAAAUGGUCCCCCGUCUUUGGCAAAUUAAAGACUCUGUUACUCAAUAAAUGGUUUACGGCUAUUGACCUAGUUUGCAUUCUCCAACACUCUCCAGUUCUUGAGAUGCUCACUCUUCGGUUCGAUAACACUAAGAAUAUUGUAGGAGCAACAGGAGCCCAGGAAACAAUAAAACAACCACUUACGUGUGCAUGCCUUAAGUUUGUUUACAUUGAAUGUGAAAAGGUUGAUAAGGGGGUUCGUGAAAUUUUGAAUAUGUUAGGUAGAUUCGGCAUACUUCGUGACCAAAUUAGCAUCAAGGAGGAUCCACGUCCGGACUCAGAUUAUUCGUCUGCUGAUAGUGACUCCACUGAUAGCGACUAAGAUGUUUGGUCGGUCAUGAUGUUCGACUUAUGUUUCUCUGUAAAGAAUCUGCAAUGGUGGCCAUGUGUUGGUCGUUAACCUGUGACUGUGAAGUUCUGUUUUUGCUUCCCAUCUUUGGUCUCUGCUGGAAAUCCGUCUUUGUGGUUUGUUUGGUGCAACUUAACAAGACGUUUUCCACUUUGUCAGGAAUCUGCCGGGAAUCUAAAUGAUGGUUAAAAUGUUGCUAUGUUUUUUAUAAUCUGCCGAGGAAUCUAAAUGAUGGUUACAUACAUAUUUUGUUGAUCAUCAUCAAUAUAUUACCAGUAUUGUAAAUGCAUCUCUUAUGUCCCUGUGCGUCAUCAGUAUACACCGGAACUGUACUAUUCCUUCAGAUCGAAACGAUACUGCUGUUCCCACAAUCUUCAACAUAUCAAGAGGAAACUUAGUCCGAUCUGAAGAAAUAGUCACGUUGCUGCUUGAGUGUAACCUCAGAAGAAGUUGAAGUUAAAAUUAUCAUUCCCUUUCAAUGUUUCAUCUUGGUCUUGAAGACAGGAUAGUGGUUUUGAACCUCUUGCCUCUGUCCAGUCUGAAACUUGCUGUCUUUGUUCUGAUUCUGGUCAUCUUGUGCUGAGUAUGAUGGUUUGUAAGUCUCAGAUUUGAUACCUACAGAUAUAUAAGCGAGUGAAUGGGGUCAUUGGAUGCCACGUUGCGGCAACAACAGAUAACUACUUUGUUCUUGUUUUUCUAAUGAUUUUUGUUUUCCUGCUCCGGUGCAACACCUGCCAAUGCUUGAAGGAAUGUGCGGUAUGGCUGCGGAAGUUGUCGAUCAUCGCUUCGGCCUCCUCCCCGGUGACAUCCUAUGGCGUGUGUUGCCCUUUUCAUCGGGGUCGUUGGAUGAGGCCCUGCAGACCCGUGUGCUCGACAACCGGUGCCGCGACCUUUAGAGGCAUGCAACCAGGAGCACCUUUAGAGGCAUGCAACCAGCCUGCUCCUCAUCUUUGAUGAGAGGUCAGGAACCUGACCUACAAGCGUUUCGAAGAGUUGGCAAAGCUGGCCAUACAUGAUACAUCUCAAUGGAAAAUCAAUGCUUAUAGUGAUGGGGUUGAUGGUGUGCCAUAGAAACCGUUCACAAACACAAAGUUGUUGAUUGAUUACGCUCUAGUGAUACCACAAGUCAUGGGUCGCCGACGGGGCUUGACUCAACUCGACCCCGCGCACCGUGCUCUCACGGGCUCGCUCUUCCACGACCGCAACAUCGGCAAGCAGGUUGGCAGGCUCGCUCACUGACGAGUGAGUGAAUG